Molecule: messenger RNA, 240 nt
Organism: Penicillium alfredii
Lineage: Eukaryota; Fungi; Ascomycota; Eurotiomycetes; Eurotiales; Aspergillaceae
Exons: 2
Coding region: 1-240 (79 amino acids)
Source: RefSeq, a predicted model, not a curated record
AUGAUCGAGUUCACCUUUAAAUUCACUAAAGAGUGGCUAGGAGCUAAAGCCUCGAACACUUAUAUCCUUCCCGAAAUUAUCUUCGAUCCUUCUUUAGUACUUAGUCCAUAUAUAUUCCUAUUGGGUCUUCUCUUUGCAGACCGUGCCUUCGACCGCGUCGAUAGCGAAGAGGUUCUUGUUCUCGCAAGCCAGCUUCCUCGACUCCGAAUCCGCGACGAGUGUAACGAACUACGACUAUAG